ACCCCGCAACCUUCUAGCCCGACCGCGAACCUCACCUUCCAACCCCAUCGAAUUCCAUCGAGAUCUGUUUCCUUUCUCGUUCAUACUGAUUCACAAGUAGACAAUAUACUUCUUUCGGUAUAUCAGGUCAUAUAUCGCGCUUGGAUCACUAUGUCACCUGCCGCAAUCAGCCAGACCGCUGUUACCUUACCUUCUCCGCCACAACAACCCGACACACCGACUUCGAAUGCUAUACCUGCAUCAAAACAUUUCGAUGACAUCUUUCACGCCAAGUUCAUGCACAUCAUCCAAGAAUGGAAGAAUGAUCCAUCUCGUGGCCAGCUAACUCAGAAGGAUCGAAAGACCUUUAUUGAGAAUGCCUUCUUUGAGACCGAUGAACUGUAUUUCGGCCGGCGUAUGAUGACUGAUCUUGAGAUCAAGCUUCGCGCCCUAACAAAGGUCUUCUACAAAGUUCUCGCAGAAGAACCCUGGUCCGAGGAUUGGAUACGCGCUCCUGAUGUUGAGCGUAAGCUUUCCAAGUUUGAGAUGCACGAAGAUUCUGUAGCUCUUGCCAAGGAGUAUGGCUUUAUCACACCCCGUGAGGCUGUCAAGGCGGCUCGCGAGGCUGGUAUCAAGAACGCAGAGACUUAUAAAGAGGCUCAAAAAGAAGGCAAGACACUCAAGGACAUCAAACUCGACCGUGGCCCAUUCGACGAUAUCGAGAUUGUCUACAUCGCCGGCACGGUCUCAUCGUCUGCUACAAGCAAGAUCGAUCGUAGUAGCAUAUAUCCUGUUUCAGUCUCUUCAGUCGCCAACGUCCUCCAGAACCAUAUCUGUAGAGACAUGGUCAGACCGUUCUCAAUGGCUGAGCGCUUUGUUAACUGCACCGACACCAAGGAACUAGAAGACAUGCGCCGCUUCGCAUGUAAUGUCUGCGAUUUCUGUCCUCAUCUUCUCGACAACGACAAUGUCAGCCUUCUCGUUGUCCUACUUAUCCUGUCGCGUUCUGACUGCUGUCGCCGCUUUGAGGCCAAUGGCAUUCGAAUUGAAGGUUCUACGAUUAGUCACCGCAAGGCUGAGUGCAUGAAGAACAAGAUGGGCUGGAAGACAUCCGAAGACAAGAAGCCCUACGACAACUUCGCUCAAGAGUUCCAGACUCGUGUCAAGAAUGCCUGCUUCCCAGCUCCCCGAGCUCAGCGCAUUGGUGGUCGAAAGCCACCGCGCAACUCUUCUGGUCCAGCGACUCCUCCGGUUUACGCCCAGCCUCAUAUGGGCUAUGUUGCGCCCCCACAGGUUCGCACCGACAACGUAAAUACUGGCAUCAACGCUCCUGCUCCACCUGCACAGAACAGUUUCCCGCAGCCUGCUGCUCCAGCGAUCAGGGACCAGCGUAGUCGCGAAUCAGCUGGUGCUGGUAGCAGCGCUGCCGAACCCAUGGAUCUUUCCUAAAUUGUUUAGCGUGUCAUCAACGGGCUUGGCAAGUUCAUAUCCAAGAAUCAUUACUGCAUGGUUAAGGCGUUUUUUUGUUACCUUGGGCUCUGCAUAUGGGUACAAAAACGGCGUUCCAUGCAUCAUGUCCGAUUUACCUACGUGGUUGCGACAUUAUGCAUGCUUCAGUGUAAUUAUAGUCACUUUCCUGUAAAUAGUCAUACUGUCAGUACAUAGUCAUCUAAUACACACAUGCCUGGAUUUAUAAUUCAGAGCAUGCAGCCGAAGCAUCUUCCAGUAGAUGUUCGUGUUUGAAGCAAGCUAGACUGUGGAGUUCGCAAAGGAUGUUAAUGUGUCAUCAUAUUGUUGAUUUAGUCCGAC
Molecule: messenger RNA, 1788 nt
Organism: Alternaria rosae
Lineage: Eukaryota; Fungi; Ascomycota; Dothideomycetes; Pleosporales; Pleosporaceae
Exons: 2
Coding region: 151-1428 (425 amino acids)
Source: RefSeq, a predicted model, not a curated record